AUGGUUGCUGCACUACCACAUUUCGAAGAGUUCACCUUUGAGGGCCAGCAACCAACUGCUUCAUUUGGAUUCCCAGAAAAUCAUGCUUUCCCUUUGGCUCUCAAGACUCAGGAGGGGUUCAAGCCUUCAUUAGAGGAAGCGAUCUCGGCCAUCGCUGAAUUGCGAAGAUCUGGCCAACUCUUUGAGAUUGUUCGGAAGCAUGGCGGUGCUGUGCUGUUCCGAGGAUUUCCUAUCAACACUCCAGAUGACUACAGCAAAGUAGCUCAUGCCUUUGGAUUCGCCGCACAUGAAGAGGUUGGGAGACCACCUAUCCGGACAGUGUUGGCACCGAAUGUAAAGACUGCAAAUGAAGGGCCGCCAGAACUGCCCAUUUGGCCUCACAAUGAAUAUGGUUGGUCGACAAUACAUCCCGAAUGGCUCACCUUCUGCGCUCUAGAAUUGCCAGAGUCAGGUGGUGCCACUCCCAUCAUCUCAAGCAUCGGCCUUGCAAAUGCUUUACGAGAGCGAGCACCAGAAUUUUAUCAGAAUCUGCUGCAGAAGGGAGUCAAAUACGUCUAUCGAUACGGUCGUGAACAAGUAAAAUCAAAUACUGGCGCCAGUAUUUUUGCCGCCUACGGACAGCAUGUCGAGGCUGGCGAUGACGAUGAGACAAUUCGAACGAAAAUAGAGGCUGAGGUUCGGAGACACAGCAAUCGUUUUGAAUGGCAUGACGAUGGCAGCUUGAGUGUAACGCAUGUUGUCCCGAUUAUCCGAAAGCAUACAGAGACCGGUCUGACGACCUGGUUUGGCAACCUGACCAGCGCUUAUGGAAGAGCUCGUCACCAUGGUGCCACACAACCUCCAUAUCGUGGAGACGAUGACUCGUAUCAUCCACCACCUCUAUACGGAGACGGAACUAUCAUCGAAACAGAGUUCCUAGAGCUGGCUCUUAACAUUGCCGAGGAAAUGCAAGUUGACGUUCAGUGGGAGCGAGGCGACAUCGUUCUGAUUGAUAACUGUGCUGUUAUGCAUUCAAGACGCCCGUGGAUAGGAAAGAGGACAGUGCUGGCAGCAUUAUGGGACCAAGAAGGGCGGAUUGGAGAUUUCAAUGAGGGUAAGAAAAUCCAAGGUUUACCAACGGAUGCAUCCUAA
This is a messenger RNA of Aaosphaeria arxii CBS 175.79, 1131 nucleotides long. Its product is annotated as Clavaminate synthase-like protein. NCBI's taxonomy places the organism in Eukaryota, Fungi, Ascomycota, Dothideomycetes, Pleosporales. The record is from RefSeq and is a predicted model, not a curated record. The transcript has 4 exons. The coding region runs from base 1 to 1131 and encodes 376 amino acids. Gene Ontology annotation, molecular function: oxidoreductase activity.